Phyllopteryx taeniolatus (common seadragon) is the source of this 857-nucleotide messenger RNA. RefSeq names its product NADH:ubiquinone oxidoreductase subunit V3 (gene ndufv3). The transcript is spliced from 4 exons. Gene Ontology annotation, cellular component: mitochondrion. Gene Ontology annotation, biological process: mitochondrial ATP synthesis coupled electron transport. Lineage: Eukaryota; Metazoa; Chordata; Actinopteri; Syngnathiformes; Syngnathidae. The record is from RefSeq and is a predicted model, not a curated record. The coding region runs from base 124 to 642 and encodes 172 amino acids.
AGAAGAAGAAGAAGAAGAAGAAGAAGAAGAAGAAGAAGAAGAAGAAGAAGAAGAAGAAGAAGAAGAAGAAGAAGAAGAAGAAGAAGAAGAAGAAGAAGAAGAAGGAGGAGGAGGAGGAAGAAAAUGGCGAUUUCCAUCCUCCGACUACGGACAUCCAAGUGUUACCAGUUGGAGAACUGGGGCAUCCUGAGGACCUGCAUAUCUGCUUUGUGCACCACUCAUACUGGAGAGGCUACAAAGAAGGCAGAAAAGACAGGAAAUGAUCCAGAUGAGAGAGCAACCCUGCUAACAUACAAGACAGCAGUUUCCUUCCCAAUGAGAGUUUUGAACCAUGGAGCUUUUCCUACACAGCCUUGGGAUAUUGCAGCAUCAUUGUCCAUUACCCCUGCAGGCAGAGUGGUGGAUGUCAUUGCUAAUAUUGAAAAAGCGCCUACUACGCAGGAAGCCUUUUCAGAUUCAACACCUCCAUUAGAAGCUGCAACCAUGGCCCCUGCUGACCCUGAGGGGACUUUUGAGAACAGCACAUACAGAAAUUACCAACACCACAGCUACACCCCCUAUACCUUUGUAGACAUGGAUGUAGAGAUGGCAAAGUAUCGUCUCCCUCAGCCCACCUCUGGAAGACACUCACCAAGACACUAGGAAAGCACAGCUGGAUACAUAUGGAUGUAUAUUUAAAUGGUGUGGUCUUAGGGUUUUGCUCUACAAAAAUAACAAACAAAAAAUGUAAAAUGCCUGAUUAAAAGUUGUCUUCAAUAUACAAUCACAUGUAUUCAACAAAAUGUUUAUGUUGGCAGUUUUUCCAUCUACUGUUCUUUUGUCACAAAACAGGCUGCAAAGAAAUGUUUUGUAUUCAA